Messenger RNA from Hemicordylus capensis (graceful crag lizard), 6675 nucleotides. RefSeq names its product ephrin B1 (gene EFNB1). NCBI's taxonomy places the organism in Eukaryota, Metazoa, Chordata, Lepidosauria, Squamata, Cordylidae. The record is from RefSeq and is a predicted model, not a curated record. Gene Ontology annotation, cellular component: plasma membrane. Gene Ontology annotation, molecular function: ephrin receptor binding. Bases 141 to 1163 code for a protein of 340 amino acids. Gene Ontology annotation, biological process: ephrin receptor signaling pathway; axon guidance. The transcript is spliced from 5 exons.
UGGGAGCUCCGUGAAGCUGAAGCCGCUUCCGCCGGGAGGAUUUUGUUCAACGCCGCGGAUUGGAUUAAGCGCCGCCGCCGCCGCACCCGCUCUCGCUCGCCCGCCCGCCCGCCUGCCGGGGCUGGGGCAGAAGGAGGACGAUGGGCCGGCCGGCGGGGCUCCCCGACCUCCGCCGGGGGCUCCUGGGGCUGCUGUUCGCCCUGUGCCGGCUGGUGCCGCCGCUGCUCGCCAAGAACCUGGAUCCGGUGUCCUGGAGCUCGGCCAACUCCAAGUUCUUGUCGGGGAAGGGGCUGGUCAUCUAUCCAGAAAUUGGGGACAAACUGGACAUAAUCUGUCCGAAGUCAGAGCCGUCCAGGCCAUACGAGUACUACAAGUUGUACCUGGUGAAGCGGGACCAGGCGGAGUCCUGCAGUACCAUCAUGGACCCCAACGUGCUGGUGACCUGCAACCGGCCGGAGCAGGACAUCCGCUUCACCAUCAAGUUCCAGGAGUUCAGCCCCAACUACAUGGGCCUGGAGUUCAAGAGGCAUCAAGACUACUUCAUCACCUCCACUUCCAACGGCUCCCUGGAGGGCCUGGAGAACAGGGAAGGCGGGGUCUGCCAGACGCGCUCCAUGAAGAUCGUCAUGAAAGUGGGCCAGGAUCCCAACGCUGUGAUGCCGGAACAGCUGACAACCAGCCGGCCCAGCAAGGAAGCAGACAAUACCGUGAAGAUUGUCACGCAGAACCCACGGAAUAGAUUUCCACCGCCUGUGGAGGAUCCUGGGAAGCCAGAUCCUGUCAACCAAGACGGCCAGGAUGCGGAAAACCCGGCGGACAGCUUCUUCAGCUCCAAAGUGGCCGUGUUUGCAGCCAUCGGGGCCGGCUGCGUGAUCUUCAUCCUCAUCAUCAUCUUCCUGGUGGUCCUCCUGAUCAAGAUCCGCAAGCGGCACCGGAAGCACACCCAGCAGCGAGCGGCGGCCCUGUCGCUCAGCACCCUGGCCAGCCCCAAGUGCAGCGGCAACGCGGGCUCCGAGCCCAGCGACAUCAUCAUCCCCUUGCGGACUACAGAGAACAACUACUGCCCUCACUACGAGAAAGUGAGCGGGGACUACGGCCACCCCGUCUACAUUGUGCAGGAGAUGCCCCCGCAGAGCCCCGCGAACAUCUACUACAAGGUCUGAGGAGCAGCAGCAGCAGCAGCCCUGGCACCCCGCCAACAACAGAAGAGCACUGCGGGGGGGGGGGGCGGCUGGGGGGCAGCCUCUGCCGGCUCCCCCGCCCCCCGGGAGGAGCGCGCUUGCACUGCACGGGAGAGGGCCCCGGGCGUCCCGUGGCGAGACCCAGGCGGAGGGGGACACCCCUGCUCUGCUCCGCUCCUCUCCCCGUUAGUCUGUUAGGUCUGUAGCCUGGAGCUUUUGUAAUCCCGAGACUCCUCGAGGAGGGAGGGGAGCCCGCGCCAGCCCCCCCUUCCGCUCGCCUCCAGCCUCCCUCCGUGGAUGGUGCUCCGAGGGAGUCCCGGCCCGUUCUGUGGCGCCCCAGCUGGGCCCUGUGCCUUUCCUCACUCCUGCGCCUGCUGGGGGGAGCCCAGGGACGCCUCCAGCCCGCCUCCUGCACCAUCGCUUUGGAUUCCGUCUUUUGUUCGGCGCUGCCUCCCGCUUUUGCCGUCUUGGGGGGCGAGGAGGCUGGGGAAGGGGGUGGCUGACCUGGGGUCCGUGCGGCUGAGCUGGAGACGUUGCGCGGGGAGGGGGUGGGGGGGAGCUGCCUGGCCCCAACUUCCCACCAUUAUAAUGAUUUUGAAACCUUUUGGGUAGCUUUUGAAAAGAACACACACGCAGACGUAUUAUGAAGUGUUGGAACUCUGAGCCACCCCCUGCAGCCUUGCGGCACGAGCUUCUUGCUCUUCCCCUUCUGCAAGAGCCCCCGCAAGCCCCCCUCCCUGUCUGGGGCUGCACUGGGCCCUGGGCAGACGGACCCCCAGGCCCCCCUUCACUCCUCUCUUGGCCCCCUUACGCUUCUGUGUUUGCUGUUCGUAGCAGCCACCUCUCUUGGGUGUGAGUCCAUGUUGGGCGCGGCGGGGGGUUAACUUCACUUUAUUUGGUGGGCCGGCGGGGGGGGGGAGGAUGUCAACUCACUCCUGACCAGGAUUCCCAGCUCAGGCAGGGAGGGAGCCCGCCUCCUUCCCCGUGGAGAAGGCUCUUCUCUGCAGAGGGUUUGCUUUCCCUGGCCAGUCAAUACAAAGAGCAAGCAGAGGGUGUGUGUGUGUGUGUGUGUGUGUGUGUGUGUGUGUGUGUGUGUGUGAGCUUUCCUCGGGCACAGCCCACUGUAGGGCGGCCCAGCAGCGGCGACUCUGAGGUGGUGGUCGAUCUCCCUCCCUGCGAUUCAUUGCUUCACCCCGUCCGAAUUCCUCCCCAAGAGGGACCUUGACAGCCCCCAGGAGGGUUGGGGACUGCAAGCGGGCUGGCUCAGCCCCACCCUCCCAGGCAGGAAGCUGGCGCAGAAGGGCGGUGGGUGGGCUGGCCGGCCGGCCCUGGGAGCCCAGCCGGCCACUCUCUGCACUACAGCAGCGGGGCCCGGCUCCCCUGACUGCAGCACCCACACACACCCCAGCCGGGGCUGGCAUCGGGGCGUGAGCGCCAAUCAAAGACCCUGCUCCAGCCAUCCCUUCCUCACCAGGCAACCCCCCUCGCCCUUGUCCGGGCUGCCUGGUCCUUGCCAUGGCCACAGGCCCAGCGCCCCUCCAAGGCCGAGCAGCAUCGGGAGCCCUCUGGAGAAAAGCCCCCCCUCCUCCUCCUCCCCCCCAUUGCCAUCUUGCAUUGUCAUGCCGAAAGCCUUACUUUGUGUGGAGGAGGAGAUGGGGGUGGCCUGGGCUUGCCUGCCCUUGUCUCCCCUGCCUGCAGGCUGCCUGCCUGCCUGCCCCUCCCCAGCCCCACUGCUACACCAAAGCCUUACUUUUGCUUGGUAGCUACUUCCUAGCUUCUGCUUCCAAACUGGAGCCCUCCGGAGGCCCCAGGACCCGGCAGGAGGCGGCGGCAGCAGCGGCUCGGCUCUGCCUCCCUCUGCCUGCCUGUCCUUUUGGACACCAGCCCACCCCUGCACAAGGCAAUAAGCGGGCCAGACCCCCCCCCCCCGACCGGGCUGCCUUUCCCGGGGUAGAAUGGAGUGUCAGGGAGUCUGUGCUGCGCGCCGGCCGCUCUCUUGGGCCCCAGGUUGGAAGGCGAGGGGGUGGGCGUCCCGCACAGGGGCAGACCUCCGGUGGCAGGCCUGGGAACCCCGCUGCGUCCCCCCUCCCCCAAAUGCACUGUUUCUCCCCCCCCCCUUAGGAUCUCUAUGCAGGAUACCGGGGGAGUUCCCAGAAGGGCUUCGAUAAUCGUGCACUUUUGAGGCCACGUUCAGCGGAGGUCACCCAAGGAUGCAGGUUUCUCAGGACUCCACAGACAAUUGACAUUUUUUCUAUUAUUGUUGUUGAUGUUGUUGUUAUUUAAGAACUUCAAAAGUUUUUGAAAAACCUUUCCCUCCCCCAUCUCUGUUGUCCUGCCCCAAAUGUGAGAUAAUUCCGAUCCCUCGAAAGAAGGAAAGCAGGAGGGAAGCACUCCGCUUCGUCUGUGGGUAGGAAUCCCCAUCUGCAGGAGGUUUCUGCCCAUGGCCGGGAGAGGGGAGGGGGCUGUCCAGGCCAGAGGCUCUCGGGGUCUAUUCACACCACAGAGGGCUGCCCUCUUGGUAACAACGCCCCCCCCCCACCCAGCACAAGUCUGCUUUGGAUAUUUAUUUGCGCCCUUCGCCAUGCAAAUCACGGGGCAGUUCCCCUCUUGGACCCCCCCCCCCCGAAGUGUUUAAGCCCCAGGCUGGGGUGGGCCCCCCUGUGCACCGGAUCUGUCACCGCUCUGGGGAGGCCAUGCGUGGGGGGUUCAGUACAGAACUCUGGGGAGGGACUCCGUGGGGCAGCAAAUGAAAAGAGGGGUGGGUCCAUUUCUUAGGCAGCAAGUACCAGGGGUAUUUUUGUGUGUGUCUGUGUUUGGGGCAGGAGGGGAGCGAGAACUAAACAGAACUGCGAUUCUUCCCUGUUAAUGUGAUCUGUUAAGAUUGCUUUUAAAAACCCAGAAUUUCUGACAUGGAGGUUUCCCGGUGUGAAGUUGCCAGUUGGGCAAAAUAACACACGGGGAUGUCCUGAACUGUGCUGACAGGAUUAGGCCGUUCCCUGCUUGGAAGUGCAGCGGAUUUCCCCACAUGUGCAAUCUCUGCCCCCUUCUAUGUUGCCCCCCCCCCGCUGUGUCGACCCCUCCUGUCAUCUCAGGUGCUGCUUAAUGGCAAGAGGCCGCGAGGGCAGGACCUUCCCCCUCAGAGGUGGGCUUGGGGGCCGGACCAUUGGUGAAGGCUCAGCCUCACUGGGCUGGAGGCAGCCCCCAAGCCCAACGCCUGCGAGAGGUACAUGGCCGGGGGCAGGGGGGGGGACAGGGAGAGGCUGAGAAGGUGCUGUGUUGAGCACCUCUGUCGUCUGGGUCCUGGGAAAGUUUGGGUUCUGUGCUUUUCAUCAAAAGGACACUUUUUGGAUUUUGAGGUUUUGAUUUCUGUAAAUAACUAGUCUUUUUUGGAAGAAAUAAUGUAAAGACGUUUUGUAUAAACUCUGGAUUAUUUUCUGGUUGCUUUUUCUUAGAAAAACAAAAACAAAAAAUAACCACAAGAACGGGUGUAAUGCAUUUGUCAUCCUGCAGUCCGACUAAGCAGGACUCAUCCAUCGGCAAAGGGAGUUGUGUCUGUCUGGGUUUGCCCCUGAGGAGACGGCCGAGAACCCGGCUGUGGAGCUGGUAGUAGCGUCUGGGAUUUGGCCCAAAGGAAACGAGCUCGUUGGCCAUUCAAAGCCAGCUAGAAGAGUGUCUCAGAGGUGUUUAGGAGCCGGCCCUGCCCUCAGCUGCAAAGAAGUGUGAAGUUCCCUGCCUCCCUUUGCUCCCUUUGUCUCCACUUCCCCCCCCCCCCGUGGCCCUUUGACUGCCUCCGUUUCUCCAGAGAAUCCUGGGAGUUGUAGUGUGAGUGGCAGAGGGCUAGUCCCCGAGAAAGGAGGAGGAGAAAGGAGGAGGAGGAGGAGGAGGAGGAGGAGGAGGAGGAAGGGCUGUUUAAGCCACUUGGGUCUGUAGUGCAGCUCUGCCCUUCGGAAGCUCAGCCGAUGGCUUGCCUGGCACUCACUCUGCAAGCUCUGGAUCCAGUUCAGCCCCUGGCAUUGCUCAGGUUUCCUGGAGGAGCCCCACGGGUGGUGCCACUGACUCCUAGCCCCGGGAGGUUUCAGGCAGUGGCGUGGGUUGGUGGGCCAGCACAGCACAGCCUGCCUUUCACAGCACAGCGCACACCUGUGCCACCUGCAGUGUGGCUGUGCAGGAGCUGCACACGGGCAUCGUAAGGAACCAGCUCGCCGCUGGAGCGGUGGUGCUGGCCUGAAGGCCUGCAGUGCUGUUAGUGCCCGGCCACCCCAGGAGAGCCCUCUUCCUUUGGGCUUGGGCACAGUGUGCCUCUGGACCUUCCUGGGCACCUCCGGCCAGGUCAUCUUGGCAGGGGCGUUGCAGACCCAGCCCUGUUCCAUUCCUGUUUCAGUGGUGCUGCUGAUCAGCAUGGCCUGGCCCUCCCCGGCAGCACCAGGAGGGAGGGAGGGCAGUUAAUGCUCGGUGUUGGGGCCAGGGGGAGACCUCCUCUCUCUGGCUGCUCCUGGAGGGUGCUUUUCUGCCAUGGAAUCCCCCACCCCUGGCUGGUGCCACUGGGCAGCUCUUCGGUGCUCAUGGAAGGGUGUGAUGGUGAGCCAGGUAUUUGGGCAGGAUCCCUGGCGUGGGGCUGUGCUGACCUAGGAGAGCGGGUCCCAUCUCCACACAUGCAGCAGGCACAAACUCCCAGCCCGGUGAGCUGGGCCUUUUAGAAACCACACCCAAUACAUCUCUAGAGGGAGUGCGUGUAUACUGUGUACGCACGGACGCCCUGCCCGAGCCCCGUUCCUCACAGCCACCCAUCUGCUCAUUCAGUGCCACAUGCCAGCAAACCGCUGCCUUCGGGGUUCUUUCCUGAAGUGGGAGCAUCUACCAGUCAUGUGAUCAACCAGGAGUGUAGCUGGCCCCAGCCCCCCCCCCCCCCCGCCCCUGGGGCAUGUGGGGCAUUUCCCACAACCUGGCAGCCUCCCAGAAGUGGGUGGGGUGGCCCUCGGUGAUGCCCAGCCAGACUACCUGGCCAGGGUGGGUGGUCAGUGUGUGGCCUCCUGUCGGUCCCAAAGGUUCUCUUCGCUGAAAGCAGACCGGUCCCGUCUCCUCGCAAAAAUCUGUUCCCCGCACAUCUCUGACUUCCAGCGGAUGUGCUGCAGGGCGGGUUGUGAUUUGCCCAAGAAGGCCCCAGCUGAGGGUGUCACUGCCUGGUUGAUCUCCAUGUUGGCUCCCAGUCAGGCUCCAUCCACAUCCACGUUCAAUGCCGAGGGCUCCGGAUGCUGAGUUUCCUCUGGGUGACACCGAAUCCCCCCCCCCCCCCGCCACAAGAGUGUUGGGUUCUGUUUCUUUUUUCCCCUCCCUGUCAUUCUGUCACUCCCUAAAAAUUCCUUUUGCCUUCUUUACACAAUGCUUUCACCCAGUUAUAUCAUUGUCAUCCAUAAUCAAUAAUAUGGGAUGUGAAAUCCCUGGAGCCAUGAUGGAACCUGAUAUAUUGUUAAAUAAAAGAUUUUUUCCUAUGGAA